AUGGGUUUGAACUGCAUGAGUCCACUUAUACAUAGAUUUUUUACAGUGCAAGUUUUCUUUGUUGACUGGAAACAGGUGAGGCAAGCAUUCUAUCUUGAAAAAGGGCAACCAGAGACAGAUUAUAGGACAACUCUUCUUCAAGUGACAAUUUCACUUAGCAAAGUAGAGCUUAGUGUGGGUGAAUCUAAAUUCUUCACAUGUACAGCAAUUGGUGAACCUGAGAGUAUAGAUUGGUAUAAUCCUCAAGGGGAGAAGAUAAUUUCAACACAGAGGGUAGCAGUGCAAAAGGAAGGUGUUAGAUCACGAUUAACCAUCUACAACGCAAAUAUAGAGGAUGCAGGGAUAUAUCGUUGUCAAGCAACAGAUGCCAAAGGACAGACACAAGAAGCUACAGUUGUAUUGGAAAUUUACCAAAAACUCACUUUCAGAGAAGUGGUAUCUCCUCAAGAAUUCAAACAAGGGGAGGAUGCAGAAGUGGUUUGCCGAGUUAGCAGCUCACCUGCCCCUGCUGUCAGCUGGUUGUAUCAUAAUGAGGAAGUCACCGCUAUUUCCGACAAUCGUUUUGCUAUGCUAGCCAACAAUAAUCUGCAGAUUCUCAACAUCAAUAAAAGUGAUGAAGGUAUAUACAGGUGUGAAGGAAGAGUGGAAGCUAGGGGAGAAAUUGACUUCCGUGAUAUCAUCGUUAUUGUUAAUGUGCCGCCAGCGAUCACAAUGCCUCAGAAAUCCUUUAAUGCCACAGCAGAGAGAGGAGAAGAGAUGACAUUAUCCUGCAGGGCCUCUGGCUCUCCCGAGCCCUCUAUCUCCUGGUACAGGAAUGGCAAGUUCAUUGAAGAAAAUGAAAAAUACAUAUUAAAAGGAAGCAAUACAGAACUCACUGUCAGGAACAUAAUUAAUAGUGAUGGGGGUCCUUAUAUCUGCAGGGCCACAAAUAAAGCAGGAGAAGAUGAAAAACAGGCAUUCCUCCAGGUCUUUGUACAGCCUCACAUAAUACAGCUUAAAAAUGAGACUACACAUGAGAACGGUGAAGUCACGCUUACAUGUGAAGCAGAAGGGGAGCCUAUUCCAGAAAUCACUUGGAAAAGAGCCGUAGAUGGCAUCACGUUUUCUGAAGGCGAUAAGAGCCCAGAUGGCCGUAUCGAAGUCAAAGGGCAGCAUGGAAGCUCAUCACUGCACAUUAAAGAUGUGAAGUUGUCAGAUUCAGGGAGAUAUGACUGUGAAGCCGCAAGUAGGAUUGGAGGGCACCAAAAGAGCAUGUACCUUGAUAUUGAAUAUGCUCCCAAGUUUAUAUCAAACCAAACAAUUUAUUACUCUUGGGAAGGAAACCCGAUCAAUAUAAGCUGUGAUGUGAAAUCUAAUCCACCAGCAUCAGUCCUUUGGAGAAGAGAGAAAUUAGUCUUGCCAGCUAAAAACACCACUAAUUUAAAGACAUAUAGUGCAGGGAGAAAGAUGAUAUUAGAGAUUGCACCUACAUCUGACAAUGACUUUGGACGAUAUAAUUGCACAGCCACUAACCGUAUAGGAACAAGAUUUCAAGAAUAUAUUCUUGCUUUGGCUGAUGUGCCAUCCAGUCCCUAUGGAGUGAAGAUUAUAGAGCUGUCACAGACCACAGCCAAGGUUUCUUUCAACAAGCCGGACUCCCAUGGAGGUGUGCCUAUUCAUCACUAUCAGGUGGAUGUCAAAGAAGUGGCAUCAGAAACCUGGAAAAUAGUACGCUCCCAUGGAGUUCAAACAAUGGUUGUUUUGAGCAACCUGGAACCAAAUACAACUUAUGAAGUCAGGGUUGCAGCAGUAAAUGGAAAAGGGCAAGGAGACUACAGUAAAGUAGAAAUCUUCCAGACAUUACCAGUUCGUGAACCAAGUCCUCCAUCCAUACAUGGGCAGCCAAGCAGUGGGAAGAGCUUUAAACUCAGUAUCACCAAACAAGAUGAUGGAGGGGCUCCUAUUUUGGAAUACAUUGUAAAAUAUAGAAGUAAAGAUAAAGAAGAUCAGUGGCUAGAGAAAAAGGUUCAGGGAAAUAAAGACCACAUUAUUUUGGAGCAUCUACAGUGGACAAUGGGGUAUGAAGUUCAAAUUACAGCCGCCAACAGAUUGGGAUAUUCAGAACCGACAGUCUAUGAGUUCAGCAUGCCACCAAAGCCCAACAUUAUUAAAGAUACACUUUUUAAUGGUCUUGGGCUUGGAGCAGUCAUCGGCCUGGGAGUUGCGGCACUCUUGCUAAUCCUGGUGGUAACAGACGUCAGCUGUUUCUUCAUCCGACAAUGCGGGUUAUUGAUGUGCAUCACGAGGAGAAUGUGCGGGAAGAAAAGUGGCUCCAGUGGGAAGAGUAAAGAACUCGAAGAAGGAAAAGCAGCAUACCUGAAAGAUGGAUCAAAAGAACCAAUAGUGGAGAUGAGAACAGAGGAUGAAAGAAUUACUAACCAUGAGGAUGGGAGCCCAGUAAAUGAGCCAAAUGAAACCACACCAUUAACAGAACCUGAAAAAUUGCCUUUGAAAGAAGAAAAUGGAAAAGAAGUCUUAAAUCCAGAAACUAUAGAAAUUAAGGUUUCUAACGACAUCAUCCAAUCAAAAGAAGAUGACAGUAAAGCAUAA
This is a messenger RNA of Puma concolor (puma), 2589 nucleotides long. The record is from RefSeq and is a predicted model, not a curated record. NCBI's taxonomy places the organism in Eukaryota, Metazoa, Chordata, Mammalia, Carnivora, Felidae.